Saxophila tyrrhenica is the source of this 777-nucleotide messenger RNA. RefSeq lists its product as uncharacterized. Gene Ontology annotation, cellular component: cytoplasm. The transcript has 2 exons. Gene Ontology annotation, molecular function: phosphatase activity. The coding region runs from base 1 to 777 and encodes 258 amino acids. The record is from RefSeq and is a predicted model, not a curated record. NCBI's taxonomy places the organism in Eukaryota, Fungi, Ascomycota, Dothideomycetes, Mycosphaerellales, Extremaceae.
AUGGCACCUAACGUCCACUGCGUACGGCACGCACAAGGCCACCAUAACCUCUCCGUGGCCAACCACCAGAUGCACGAUCCUCUCCUCACACCCUACGGCGAAGAACAAUGCCGCAACCUACGCAAAACCUUUCCGAACAUCGACAAGGUCGAUCUCGUAGUAGCAUCGCCUCUCAAGCGGACAGUGUACACUGCACUACUAUCGUUUGAGUCGGUGCUAAAGGAGAAGAAACUUAAGAUCAUUUGUCUGCCCGAGCUACAAGAGACGAGCGAUCUGCCUUGUGAUACUGGGUCGGCACCAGAUGAGCUGGCAAAGGAAUUUGAAGGCAAGCCGGUCGAUCUGAGCCUGGUCAAUUGGGGCUGGAACAGCAAGCGCAUGAAAUGGGCGCCGAAUGCCCCAGCGAUCGAAAGGAGGGCGAGGGAAGCGAGGCAAUGGCUGAUGGCACGGCCAGAGAAGGAGAUUGUGGUCGUCUCGCAUGGAGGCUACCUCCACUACCUCACCGAAGACUGGUCGGAUAGCGCACGAUUUGCAGGCACCGGAUGGGCCAACACCGAGUUCCGCUCUUACUCCUCCAGCACGUACCAGGCCGACGAAGCUCACUUUACCGAGACCCAAGAGUCGAGACGACGCCGCUUGGGCGAUGAGAAGCCGCUCGAUCACAACGAGGCUACACAGCUCAAGCGCACUUCUACGAACGAGCGCAAGCAGGAGACGAGCGACUACCUGGACAAGGCGGCCAAGACGAACGAUGUACAGGCGAUCCAGGCGAAGGUAUAA